AUGCCCUUGAUCUGGACGCUGGUAGUUGGCUAUGUGCUGAUGGUUUCAUUCAAGUGGAAUGCAAGCACUCAAGGCUACUUGAGAGCAGUUUCGAUUCCUGUCUGGAUGAUACUGCUUUUUCAUAUAGCAUCACUGGCUGGCUCAUGGAGAAUUCCAGUUUUCCUAGUUAUUGUUUUCUUGAUGUCUGUGGGCACCCUUUAUGAAAAACAGAAUGGGAAGGAGUCUGCUGGUGCAGAAUUACCAGGACAAGUGAUCUCCAUGGCGGCUUCUACUCUUGCAAACCUGGCCAUCUCUAUCACAGGGUAUGAGUCAAGCACUGAAGACCAGCCCUCUGCUCCAACUGCAGAGCCCACAGACAGGGGAGAGCCCCCUCCAGCAUUGUCCACUUCUUCUUCAUCCUCCUCCCGUUCCUCACCCUCUUCUCCUUCACCUACUCUGGGCAGACAGAGGCCUGAGAUGGGAACGUUUCUCAGAAAGAAGAAAGCUAGUGACGUUUACUUCGUGUCUCUCAUGUGGGCCAUCAUUGCUGUCCAGCUCUGGCUGAAUCUGUGGGUCAUGCAGCUGCUGCCAGUGCCUGUUGCAGUUUGGAUAAUCAAAAAGCUCGUGAUUCACUUUGGAGUGGUGGACUUCCUGGAGAAACGCUGCCGUGCUUGGUGGCAGGUUAUCGAGAACUUCCUGAAGGAGCGGCAGGAGGCCUUAGCACCAUGGCCGAUUAUCGGGCUUGGAAAGUUCUUACUAAAAGUUGAUAGCAAGCUCUGGCACUGGCUAAACAAGAAGAUGAUCAUCUGGUUGGAGAAGAUGUUAGAUAAAAUUAUCAGCAUUUUCAUCAUAUUCUUGCUAGUAAUAGGAACUCUUCUUUUAGCCCUUCUCCUGACAGCAAAGGUACAUCAAGAGAGUGUACACAUGAUUGAAGUCACAAGUAAUCUGAUUAAUGAAACUCUGGCAAAUCACCCCGAGUGGGCAAAUUGGCUUCCAGAGGCUCAGGUGGUCCAAAGAGCCCUUAAUUCUGCAGCUAACAAUGUGUAUCAGUAUGGACGGGAAUGGAUAACUCACAAGCUUCACAAAAUUCUAGGAGAUAAGGUGAACAAUACAGCUGUGAUUGAAAAACAAGUUCUAGAACUGUGGGACAGACUGUAUCACUCUUGGUUUGUAAAGAACGUGACACACUCUGGAAGGCACAAAGGGCACAAGAUGCACGUGAGUCGUCAGAACAGCUGGCUGGGAGAUAUUCUGGACUGGCAAGAUAUUGCCUCCUUCGUUCAUGAGAACAUUGAGACUUUUCUUUCGAUCUUGGAGUCCCUGUGGAUUGUUAUGAGCCGGAACGUGAGCCUGCUGUUUACCACGGUUACCACACUGCUGACCAUCCUCUUCUACAGUGGCACUGCCCUUCUCAACUUUGUGCUUUCCCUGAUAAUUUUCCUGACCACACUAUUUUAUCUGUUAAGUUCCAGUGAUGAGUACUACAAGCCAGUGAAGUGGGUGAUAAGCCUGACACCACUGUCUCAGCCAGGUCCUUCUUCUAAUAUUAUCGGGCAGUCUGUGGAAGAGGCUAUCAGGGGGGUGUUCGAUGCUUCCCUCAAAAUGGCUGGCUUCUAUGGAUUGUACACCUGGCUGACUCACACUAUAUUUGGCAUCAAUAUUGUCUUCAUACCAUCAGCUUUGGCAGCAAUCCUUGGAGCUGUGCCAUUUCUGGGGACAUACUGGGCAGCAGUACCUGCAGUUUUAGACCUGUGGCUGACACAGGGGUUAGGAUGUAAGGCCAUCUUGCUGUUGGUCUUUCAUCUCUUACCGACAUACUUUGUGGACACUGCCAUCUACUCUGAUAUAUCAGGAGGAGGCCAUCCCUACCUGACUGGCUUAGCAGUGGCUGGUGGAGCAUAUUACCUGGGCCUGGAAGGAGCAAUCAUUGGGCCCAUACUUCUCUGUAUACUCGUGGUUGCUUCCAAUAUCUACAGUGCCAUGCUAGUGAGUCCCACGAAUUCAGUGCCCACACCAAAUCAGACCCCUUGGCCUGCUCAGACUCAGCGGCCUUUUCGUGAUAUUGCUGAAGAUCUGAACUCUUCAGUAGAUUGACCUGGCUUUACUGUAGUGACUUCUCGGGAGUUCCACCUUGACAGAGAGUCCUCCCAGCUGCAGCCUCUGUCCAGUCAGCUAUGUCUGGCAGGCAGGGGCGCCCAGAAAAGAAGCAGAAGCCUCCCAGCCUUACAUGCAGAGCACUAAGUGAGAGAGAAGUUGCUCUAGGCUGCCUUGCAUUUUAAAACACAGCUUGAGAGUUGAGAACUGUGUUUGCUCACAGCUAUGGUAAGAUGGCUUGAAAUGUUACAGUUCAUGCACUGACACAGAGGCCUGAAAUUGCCCCUCUGUGAUUAUCUACUGCAGUAUAUUUAUAAAGUUAUUUGAAGGAUUCUAAAAUACCUUUUAAAGGAUAUUCUGUGUAAUUUUUCUCCUGCUGUAGGAGUUUUUAGUCUCUUUUCAGCGACAAGGCUUCCCUUUGGCAUAUGGUUUAGUUAGCAGGAAAAGUAUGUUUUGAUACCCUUUAAAAUAACACCAUCCUAUUCUUAAGAGGAAAGGGGUCUUAGGGGUGAAGCUGACAUGUGUGUGCUGUGACCAGAGAGGCAGCAGGAAGGGAACUCUUCUUCCUCUUCCUUCCCUUCACCACCUCCUUUCAGCGUUGCCAAAUUUCUACAACUUGCCUGACCACAUUGAAUGAUGAUCCUUAUUGAGCUGCUAUAAACGGUAACGAUGUGAGAGGAUCCUCCCUGUCAACUUUUCUCUUUUAACUGUUUCCCAGGAGAAACCUUUCAGGUGUAGUGGCCCUCUGGUUUGUUCUGUGCCCAGUUGGUUUUUCCGCAGCAGAACUGCGUAUUUUCUUCACUUAGCACAGUGCCUUGCACAUGGGAGUUUAAAUGAAUGCUUGCUGAGUCUCACUGUAACAGUGUAUGUGUCUCAUAACACAUAACCAGCAUAGUGCUUUACAUACGUACAGCCCUUGUGCAUAGUACUUCACACGCACUUCACAUCAGCUCUUGCACAGUGUCACACUGGUAGGGGGCUAAGCUUUAGGACAGUGGCCAGUGCAAAGCCAAGUGUUAUAACUUGUCUCCUGUCUUCUGACAUUAUAUCUGCAGUGUCAUAAGGCACUUCUUAGGGCCUUGGCAGCUUCCCAGUCCCAGGCGUUGUCAUUCAUUCAUUACAAGUGAAAGAAAGCUUGACCUGCUUCAUGGCAGGGCCGAAACUAGAGCUGAGCUCCUAGUCUUGUGCCUUUUCUAGCUGUUUAGUCUUCAGGCCUUCUAGUGCUUCUGAGGGAAUAUGCAGCAGAAAGGAUUUGUGUCAAAGAUUUGUUUGUUUGUUUUUAGCAUUUAAAACUAAAAUUAAUUUUUCCUAAAAUAUCUCACUAAAUUUAUUCCUGGUAUGAUUAGUAAAACCCACCCACAGCAGUGUCUCUUGACUUGCUGUGUGUAGUAUAGCACAUACAGGUCUCCUUAUUGUAUCAUGAGCCCUUCAACAUAUGACCUGCUAUUCCAUCAUCACCUGUUAGAUUUGAGCACUAAAUCACUUACUCUGUUUUUUAGUCAGUUGGUUAUUUGCUCAUGAACAGAUUUCUUGAGCAUUAGUAAGCUCUAGGUACCAUGCCAGAAACUGUACAGGGUCUGUGAGAGAGAACCCUUAAGGCCGCCUCUCUCACCUUCCAUGCCAGCCAGCUCAUGAGUCACACUAAAUCUAAAUUCUUGCAUUAAAAUGGUUGAGGAGAGAAAACAAGUUUGUGUUUGUUUACUAUAUCAUGAUAAGUUUAUAGCUAUAAUUAGCACAUACUCAUAAGAGGCAAAUGUACAGUGACUUUGUGUGCAUACACAAAUCACGUUGCUCCAAUGUGCUUUUAGCCACAUAAAAGCAAAAUUGCAAAAACCCAAGUUUGAGCUAAUUCAUAGCUGUUGGAAGGAUAGUUCUCAAUUUGAACGUGCAGUUUUUUGAUGGGAACUCUGAGCUCUAAGAAAGUAGUUCAGAGCUUCCUAAAGUAGUGGCAGUGGUGUAAGCCUGUUCUGAAAUUUUAGGACCACUGAAACCACUCCAUUGCCAUAGUAAAUCCAGGAAGGCCAUCAGUUGGAAUCAGAAAAGCAUCCUGGCAUAUGCCAGGCACAGGAAGGAGGUUUUACAGAGUGUUCCUAAGGCAGAUAGAGAGCAGAUAGCAUAAAGAGUUAGUCUUUAGUUUCAGUCCCUCACUUACCCUGAAGAGUUUGCAUGGACUUUGACCUGGGAAAAAGGUCCCUUAAGAUCUUAAGAGAGGGUAUCUAAGCUUGGCUUGUUUUGUUUGUUUGGUGUGUGUGCAUGCAUGUGUAAACAGGACCUCAUAGCUCAGGAAAAUGCAUCCAUGAAAUGAAAGUAGCUUCGGUAAAAUUGAGGACAGGAAUCUGUCAUAGCAGCUUGGAUUGCAUAAAUUAAGGGUUAGUUUCAAGUUCCCUUUCACUGUCAGUUUUAAACUAGGCACAGGGGAGCUGAAAAGCUGUGCACACCAAUUAGCGCCUGUUUUUUUGUUAAGAGAACGAGGUGCAGGCCUGGAAGUGUAAAUUCCAUGUUAUGUACAGCCUCUUUGGCUCCUAGAUAUUAUGAAUCUGUGAGUCUCCUAAUCUUUCCUCCCUAAGAACUGGCUGCUUGCUUUUGUGCCCUGAGAUGUCUCUGGGUUAGCUCUCGACUGUGGAAGGACCAGGGUGCAUUAAGUAGAGACCCUAUGUCCAAACUCCGUGGCUUUGGGGAUGGCAUGUCCCCGUGUACAGGCAGCGGAAGCACUGGCAGGGCAGGUUCUUCCAUCUAAGUUUGGCAUUGGUAAGAACUCAACCAUACUCUUUUGGGACUUCAUCAUUCCUCCAUUUUCCAUCUUGUUUGGUGACUGUUUGAGAAGUGUGGCAGAAAAUGCUGGGAACUCCAGGCCAGUGGGGGUUAAACUAGAAUACAUUCAUUUAGGUGAUAUUGGAGGAUUUAACCUAGUUUAUGGGAAAUACCCUAGGUGAUAUUGGAGGAUUUAACCUAGUUUAUGGGAAAUACCCUCAGGACUUCCCAUACUCCAUUCCUGGCCUUCCAGUAUUUUUUGAGGGUCCCCCACAGCCUUUCCAAGAGUAUCACAUUGGGACUUUGAGUUCCCUUUUCACAAUGAAAAUUUCUUAUGGCAACAUACUCCCAAAUUCUUGUUCCUGCAAAGAACAGCUACUAUUUAUUUUUCUACUUAUUUAUUUAUUUAUUUAUUUAUUUUUAUCAGUUUUUUGUCUUUGCUCAUUUUGCCAUCAAAUAUUAUUAACUCACUAAGAUCUGAGAAAAAUACCUACCCAAAGCCACAAAGCAGCUUUCUUGAUAGCUUGAAAAUACUCCGAGAACUGUAGGUGAAGAGUCUUCUUAGCAGCAUCACAGAAGUUUGGUGAUUGAAUGGGCUAUUGUAGUGAGAUGAUAUAAUUGUUUUAGAGAAGGAAACAAAUUUACUGGUUAAGUAGCUUAUUGUAACAGCCAGUUAACAACAAAAUAAAAGUGGAGUACAGAUCCUCUCCCUCAGCCUGCCUUCUGCUUCUCUUUCCUUUUUCUCAUAGCUCAGCCACUUUUGUCAAAAAAAAAAACGAAGGAAGGAAGGAAGGAAGGAAGGAAGGAAGGAAGGAAGGAAGGAAGGAAGGAAGGAAGGAAGGAAGGAAGGAAGGGGGUUCCAUAUAGUAGUUGUUUGUACAGUUAAUAAAGUUGUAAGAGAAAAACUGCUAUGGGAGGGGAGAUUAAAAUUGAGGAAUGCCUAGUUAUUUCCUUUCCCUGGGAUGUCUAUGAGUUUUUAUUAUGUCACAACACAUUGUGAAGGGAGGAGGGACCACGUGUUGCACUUUAUGUUGUGCCCCUAUUCUUUCUGAGCAUCUCAAACGACUAGCUUUUGAUCAAGUUUAUAGAUCUUUUAGAAGACUAUAGGUAGUGAAAAUACUGGCAGGGAAUUUGUUACCAUGAUACCAUGGAUUGGUAACAAGUCCCAGCAGUCUACUGAGACACCAGCAUUUGCUGCCUAGAGCUGCACUUGCAGGAAGGAGGUUCUUCCCAUUUGUGGCACCCCAAAUCAGUGUUUAUGCUUGACUUUGCAAGACAUCCAAGAAUCGGUUAAUGGGAAUACAUUGGUGAUGCUUUUGUAUGGCACUUUAUAACUUUCAGACACCUUUGGACAACCCUGUGAGCUAGUCAUUAUUAUAGUCGUUGUACAGACUGGAAGCCCUGAGAAGUUUGAUCCCCAUUCCCCCCCACGUCCUGCCCUCCUCUCUCCGAAAUUUACAUAUAAAAGCAUGGAGCCAGAAUUUGGUUACAGAGUAUCUGACUCCAAGUCCAAAGUUCUUUAUUCUGGUCUUUCAUUCUAGCUUUAUGUACGCAAUAAAAAAGGUAUGGAAAGAAACAUUUUACCAUUGUUUUUUGCUUAUUGUGAAAUCCCAAAUCUUUUGUAUCAGAGUGACCCAGAAGUGUAACUCUUAUUGCAGCUGUCCUAGAGAAAACUCUGUCCUUGCAGUGCCUCUUGUUCAGGUACUUGGAUUGUAUUUCAAAUACUGAUUGAUUGUGAAACUAAGGUUGAACAUAUCAUUGUAAUUAUUUAUCUCUGAAAAUGUAUCACCUCUGCAUUCUCAGGUAAAAGAGAGAUGAUUUGAAAGGAAAAAGUGUUCAAAUGCAACAAUAAAUAUCCUGUAUUACACAAAUGCCGUUUCUUAGCUUUAUUUGCUUUCACAACUUACUGAUGUAAUAACAUCUUUGUAAAAAGUAAAAUAUUUAUAUUUUGAAAUAAAGUUAACAAAUG
Molecule: messenger RNA, 6793 nt
Organism: Psammomys obesus (fat sand rat)
Lineage: Eukaryota; Metazoa; Chordata; Mammalia; Rodentia; Muridae
Gene: Tmem245
Product: transmembrane protein 245
Exons: 18
Coding region: 1-2073 (690 amino acids)
Source: RefSeq, a predicted model, not a curated record